Penicillium manginii is the source of this 285-nucleotide messenger RNA. RefSeq lists its product as uncharacterized. The record is from RefSeq and is a predicted model, not a curated record. The transcript is spliced from 2 exons. The coding region runs from base 1 to 285 and encodes 94 amino acids. NCBI's taxonomy places the organism in Eukaryota, Fungi, Ascomycota, Eurotiomycetes, Eurotiales, Aspergillaceae.
AUGCGGGUCUCGCACGAAGACGGCCGAGCGGGCCCGCUCACUCCGACGGCCGUCAAGCAAGUUACUCCCCCUGCAUCUGCUAUACCACUUUUGUACAUCAAAGAAUUCGACGAGCGGUCUCUUGUGAGCUAUGUCGAUCAAAGAAGCUGCGUUGUGAUCGUGGAAAACCUUGUGCAAAUUGUCGACAGCGGAGAAAAACUUGUGUCUAUGGUGGACAGGCUGACACAAGGCGCGCGAGAAAUACGCCACAUUCUUCUACUCAGCAAAACGCGACCGCGUUACUAA